GCUUGUCUGACAUAACUUCGAAGACGAAAACGGAAAACUCGAAAAGUUUUGUCAAAGAAGAUGAGAUCUUCUCCAGAGUAACUCGCUGAGUCGCUGUGCUACCAAGCUGUCGCUGCUAUUUGCAUUUGUGCAAUUUGUUUGGGUAUUUACCUAAUCACUACAUGUCAGUUUAAACAAUAGGAACGUUGCCUUGAUACUCAUAACCUUCAGCAGUUGUUCAUAUCAGGAUAAUAAGCCGAGACAGAAUCACACUGUUCAAAAUACAUCAAACACUGAGUUUCAUAUUCGAUAUUGCUGCAAGAUGAUUGCGAAGUUCGUCUUUUAUAUCGUGCUAGUUGUAAUCAUUCAAGUAAAAGCGAAAGCCGAAGACGAAGUACCAACCUCCAUUAAGGAACUUCAACAUUUUUUUGGUGAUGGAACAUCUAUACAUGUAACAAAUGCUUUUUACGAAGACCUUGACAGUGAACAAGGUUUAGAAGCUCAAGCAAAAACGGCGUUGCGAAAGCAUUCCGCCGUAAACGAUUGGAUUGGUGGUGAUGAACAUACCUCAACUUUCGUUCAUAAUAUGAGACUUAUCUCCGAAACGAAGAUUGAAAAGGAGGAAGAUUUGAAGGUUUUAAAGACGAAAUUGUACACACCAGAAGAUUUUCAGACCGAGUUAUUAAUGGAUGGUCUUUUAAAUAACCGAGACGAUUCAGAAGAGGCAACAGCAGCUUUUGACAAAAGCUUCAUCACUUUGGACAAUAGCAUGGUACAGCUUUAUUAUACAGAUGACGGGGGACAAAUGAGCGGCGUCGUUGUGGCCGCGAAACGUAAACACAGCCCGCAUGCUGUGUAUUUAAUCUUUGUCAUGGAUUAAGGUGAUUAGCGAAAUGUGUAACUUGAUCCAUCUAUUUUAUUGUAUUGCCAAGUAUUGUGUGG
This is a messenger RNA of Dendronephthya gigantea, 921 nucleotides long. RefSeq lists its product as uncharacterized. The transcript has 5 exons. NCBI's taxonomy places the organism in Eukaryota, Metazoa, Cnidaria, Anthozoa, Malacalcyonacea, Nephtheidae. The coding region runs from base 302 to 859 and encodes 185 amino acids. The record is from RefSeq and is a predicted model, not a curated record.